AUGCCUACAGUUCCUGGGCCUCCACUUGAAUUGCAAACAGAGGCUGUUACAGUUGAAAAUUUUCGUGCUAGAGCAUUUAGCUUGCUGCCUACUGCUGGAAUUUCUGGGUCUUGCCGGCCAACACCAGUGCUUACAAGACACUCCAUCAAGAAGCCAUGUGAAGCAGUGGCUUCUCAGGUUGCUCACAUACUGAGGACACUCGGAGACAACAUCAUCAACAUGAAAAGAUCUAGCCCAUCGGUGUUAAUAGAAGCAAAAUUGUUCGUUAGGGGUUUGGCUUUGCAUCUGGCGGGAAAGGGUAACCGUGUGAAUGGAGUGGCACCUCGACCCAUCUGGACGCCUUCGAUUCAGGCGCCGUUUAAUGAGGAGGAGUGUUCUAAGUUUGGAUCGGAGACGCCUAUGGGGAGGGCUGGGCAGCCUCAUGAGGUGGCGCCGUGUUUUGUUUUUCUUGCUUCUCCGGCGGAUUCGUCUUACAUUACCGGUCAGGUCGUCCAUCCCAACGGUGGGAUGGUAGUCAACGCUUGA
Messenger RNA from Macadamia integrifolia, 525 nucleotides. Its product is annotated as NADPH-dependent aldehyde reductase 1, chloroplastic-like. Bases 1 to 525 code for a protein of 174 amino acids. NCBI's taxonomy places the organism in Eukaryota, Viridiplantae, Streptophyta, Magnoliopsida, Proteales, Proteaceae. The record is from RefSeq and is a predicted model, not a curated record. The transcript has 3 exons.